Molecule: messenger RNA, 2177 nt
Organism: Emys orbicularis (European pond turtle)
Lineage: Eukaryota; Metazoa; Chordata; Testudines; Emydidae
Gene: MEPCE
Product: methylphosphate capping enzyme
Exons: 4
Coding region: 7-1974 (655 amino acids)
Biological process (GO): snRNA modification
Molecular function (GO): snRNA binding; O-methyltransferase activity; RNA methyltransferase activity
Source: RefSeq, a predicted model, not a curated record
GCCCCCAUGCAGGAGAUGAUCGAGAUGGCGGCUGAUAAGGAGACGUUCCUGGUCCCGGCCCCGCCGCCGCCCCUCAAGCCCCCGCCCGCGGCGGGGGGAGGGGGCGGCCCCCUGGUGCAGCUGCACCAGGAGGCCGCCUCGACGGAGCUGCACCAGGAGGCCGCCCUGGCCAAUCAGCGCCGGGAAGGGGGCGGGCCGCCGCGCGGGGAAGGCGGCAGGCGCGGAGGCGGCCCCCUCGUGCAGCUGCACGAGGAGGCCGCCCCGCUGGGCCAGCGCCGGGGCGGAAGCGGCCCCGCGGGGCGGCCGCACCAGGAGGCCGCCCUGCACCAGGGGGCUGGCCCCAAGGAGGAAGACAGCGUGGGCGAGCUACAGCGGCCUCGCAACGGCUUCCAGCCCCACCGGCCGGCCGGGGGCAAGCGGCGGAACAGCUGCAACGUGGGCUUCAAGCACCCGGCCUCCAAGCGCCGGCGCCGGGUCAACUCCGAGUGCGACCCGGUGCUGCCCUCCGAGUUCCUGCUGGGGGGCAACAUCUUCGACCCCCUCAACCUCAACAGCCUCCUGGACGAGGAGGUGAACCAGGCCCUCAACGCCGAGACCCCCAAGUCGUCGCCGCUGCCGGCCAAGGGCCGGGACCCGGUGGAGAUCCUCAUCCCCAAGGACAUCACGGACCCGCUCAGCCUCAAUGCCCAGGAUGGCGACGCGGCCCUGGUGCUGGCCUCGCCCUUCAAGAUGGGCCGCAAGCGCCACCGCCACCGGGGGCAGCAGCGGGGCGGCGGGGCCGGGGACUGCAAGCCGGCUCCCUGCAAGGCCUGUGACGCUGCCUGCCCCACCCCGCAGCCCUACGAACUCAACACGGCCAUCAACUGCAGGGAUGAGGUGGUCUCCCCGCUGCUUCCCCUGGCUGCUGAGGGGGCGGGCUGUGUCACCCCCUCUUGCGCCUCCUCCUCCGGCAGCCGCCACCACCGCAAAAGGCGCCGGACUUGCAGCAAAUCGGAGGCGGCCGGGGGGGCCAAGCUGCCGCCGCCUCCCCCCACCCCGGGCGGGGGCAAAGGCGGGGGCCAGCCAGGCAAGAGUAGCCCAGAAAAGGGCAAAGGGGCCGGGCGGCACCAACAGUUGCCCACGGUCAAGCGGAGGCGUCAACAGAGGAAGUUCCAAUACGGCAACUAUUGCAAAUACUACGGCUACCGGAACCCCAACUGCGAGGACGCCCGGCUGCGUGUCAUGAAACCUGAGUGGUUCCAGGGCAAAGAGGUGCUGGACCUGGGCUGCAACGUGGGGCACCUCACCCUGAGCGUGGCCAAGAAGUGGAAACCUGCCCGGGUGGUGGGGCUGGACAUAGACGGGGCCCUGAUCCACUCGGCCCGCCAGAACAUCCGCCACUACCUGUCCGAGGAGAUCCAGCAGCGGCAGGAGGAGGACGAGGAGGCGCCGGAGGGAGCUGGCUCCAAGAGGCGGAGGGGCUGCUUCCCCGCCUCGCUGGUGGCCAGCAGGGGGCCCAUUGCUGCCCCCCGGGUGCCCCAGGACGGGGACGGGGACGGUGCCGCCGACUUCCCCGACAACGUGAUCUUUGUGCGGGGGAACUACGUGCUGGAGCGGGACGAGCUGCUGGAGACGCAGGGCGCCGAGUUCGACGUGGUGCUGUGCCUCAGCCUCACCAAGUGGGUGCACCUCAACUGGGGGGACGACGGGCUGAAGCGGCUCUUCAAGCGCAUCUUCUGCCACCUGCGGCCCGGCGGCCUCCUGCUGCUGGAGCCCCAGCCCUGGUCCUCCUACGGCAAGCGCAAGAACCUGACGGAAACCAUCUACAGAAACUACUACCGCAUCAAGCUGAAACCGGAGCAGUUCCCCUCCUACCUGACCUCCCCGGAGGUGGGCUUCUCCAGCUGUGAGCUGGUGGCCAGGCCCUACAACAGCUCCAGAGGCUUCCAGCGCCCCAUCUAUCUCCUUCACAAAGGCCACCCUGCCGCCCACUGAGGGAGAAGCAGCCGACGCUCGGGCCCGGAACCCCCCCGUUUUUUUCUUUGCAUUGGAGGACAGCUGGGCUGAGCCCGUCGGACUGGGGGCGGGCAGGACUGGCCCGGCCCGCAGGGUUUGCGCUCAGCGAAUCUGCCGUGCGAGAGGCGCUGCCCCCUGCUGGACACUGCUUCGUGCUACAGCCUGGAGGAGACCUGCAUGGC